Molecule: messenger RNA, 2042 nt
Organism: Colossoma macropomum (tambaqui)
Lineage: Eukaryota; Metazoa; Chordata; Actinopteri; Characiformes; Serrasalmidae
Exons: 8
Coding region: 225-1409 (394 amino acids)
Biological process (GO): Arp2/3 complex-mediated actin nucleation
Cellular component (GO): Arp2/3 protein complex; actin cortical patch
Molecular function (GO): actin filament binding
Source: RefSeq, a predicted model, not a curated record
UAUGACCGACUGGAGGCUGUAUGGCCCCUCAGGGGGAGUGUCUGUCCAGCCCCUCUUUGCAUUCUACACAGCCUUCAUACAGAAGUAUGUAAAAACCAUCACAGCAGUACUGCACUGCUUCUGUGAGACGCAGGGCAGAUUUCCAAACCAUUUGCACAGCAGUAGUGCAGAGUUAAACUUCCUCCAGGAGGCUUUUACCUGCACCUCACCUGAGCCGCUGGAGCAUGGACAGCGCAGGGAGAAAAGUGGUCGUCUGCGACAAUGGGACAGGGUUUGUCAAGUGCGGUUUUGCUGGGUCCAAUUUUCCUGAGCACAUCUUCCCAGCACUUGUGGGCCGACCUGUCAUACGCUCAGACACUAAAGUUGGCAAUAUUGUAAUUAAGGACCUGAUGGUUGGGGAGGAGGCCAGUGAAUGCCGGUCCAUGCUGGAGGUCUCCUACCCCAUGGAGAACGGAAUGGUACGGAACUGGGAGGACAUGAUCCACCUGUGGGACCACACCUUCGGACCAGAGCGUCUCAACAUUAAUCCGUCAGACUGUAAGGUCCUGCUGACAGAGCCGCCGCUGAACCCUCUGAAGAACCGGCAGAAGAUUGCAGAGGUCAUGUUUGAGACCUACAAGUUCCACGGCAUCUACAUUGCCAUCCAAGCUGUGCUGACGCUCUAUGCACAGGGUCUCCUGACUGGUGUGGUGGUGGACUCAGGUGAUGGUGUGACUCAUAUCUGUCCAGUCUAUGAGGGCUUCUCCCUCCCCCACCUCACUCGCAGACUGGACAUCGCAGGACGUGACAUUACACGCUACCUCAUCAAGCUGCUGCUGCUGAGGGGCUACGCCUUCAACCACUCCGCAGACUUUGAGACGGUCCGCAUGCUGAAGGAAAAGCUGUGCUUUGUGGGUUACAACAUCGAACAGGAGCAGAAACUGGCCAAUGAGACAACCUUCCUAGUGGAGUCCUACAUGCUACCAGAUGGACGCACAGUGCUGGUCGGGGGAGAGAGGUUUGGGGCCCCUGAGGCACUCUUCCAGCCACACCUCAUAAACGUAGAGGGGGUUGGGGUGGCCGAGCUUCUUUUCAACACCAUCCAGGCUGCUGACAUCGACCUCAGGGCAGAGUUCUACAAGCACAUUGUCCUGUCUGGUGGGACAACCAUGUACCCUGGGCUGCCAUCCCGACUGGAGAGAGAGAUCAAGCAGCUGUACCUGGAAAGAGUGCUGCGUGGAGACACAGACAAACUCUCGAAGUUCAAGAUCCGUAUAGAAGAUCCUCCUCGCCGUAAGCACAUGGUGUUCAUGGGUGGGGCCGUGCUGGCCAACAUCAUGAAAGAUAAAGAGUCAUUCUGGUUGUCGAAAGCAGAGUAUGAGGAGAAAGGGCUAAAGGUUCUGGAUAAGCUUGGUGGAGCUGUGAAAUGAAACCUGAAACUAUGCAGAUAUAAAUGUAAACACUAUACAUCCAAAAGUUUGCAGACACCUGUUUAUUCAAUGUUUCUUUUGAAAUCAAAGGUACUAUUCUGAGAAUGCUUUGCACUGGAUUUUGGGCCAUUGCUGUGAGGACUUGAUUGCAUUCAGCCAGAAAGGCAUUAGUGAGGUGAGAUGAUAAGUUAUGGAUCACAAAUACCACUUUACUCCAGACCUCCAUUACUCCAGAGAACGCAGUUCCUCUGCUCCGCAGCUCAAUGCUUGGGGCUUUAUACUUCUCUAGCUGACUCUUAGCAUUGGGUAUGGUGACCUUAGGCUCAUGUGUGGCUGCUUUAAAGGGUCCAAUUCUAUUGGCAGAGCUUUUCUAAAGACAUUAUACAAGCUGCAUGUGCAGAACUGAAUGCCUCUGUCAAAGGGUGAAGUUUAAGUUCCUGAAUUAACCAAUCAGAAGGGAUGUCUGGAUACUUUUGGACAUAUAGUGUGCAUUUACACAGACAAACACAGUAAACAAAGGGAAAUAUGAGGAUAUUGUGAAAACCCACUAUUAAGUGGGAUAAUCUAAAAGAAAAAUAAAUAAAAAUCAAUAUUUGAAAUUAUAAAUAGAAACAAAAGCACAUUAUAACAUUA